Pneumocystis jirovecii RU7 is the source of this 615-nucleotide messenger RNA. Its product is annotated as 40S ribosomal protein S9. The annotation marks the transcript as partial. The transcript has 3 exons. Gene Ontology annotation, cellular component: cytosolic small ribosomal subunit. The record is from RefSeq and is a predicted model, not a curated record. NCBI's taxonomy places the organism in Eukaryota, Fungi, Ascomycota, Pneumocystomycetes, Pneumocystales, Pneumocystaceae. Gene Ontology annotation, biological process: translation; positive regulation of translational fidelity. Gene Ontology annotation, molecular function: structural constituent of ribosome; rRNA binding.
AGGGUGGAAGUAGGCGGGCGGAGGAGCGUCAAGGCAGAGAUGCCGUGUGCACCGAGAAACUGCCGGAAGACAUACAAAGUACCGCGGCGGCCAUUCGAGUCGGCACGGCUGGACGCAGAGCUACGGCUCUGCGGGGAGUACGGGCUGCGGAAUAAGCGUGAGAUCUGGCGGAACUUGCUUAUCCUGUCAAAGAUCCGGCGAGCGGCACGUGAACUGCUGACGCUGGAGGAUAAGGAUCCACGACGGCUGUUUGAGGGCAACGCGCUGAUCCGCCGGCUGGUGCGCAUUGGCGUGCUGGACGAAACAAAGCGCAAGCUCGACUAUGUCCUGGCGCUGCGGAUUGAGGACUUUCUGGAACGGCGACUGCAGACACAGGUAUUUAAGCUGGGACUUGCAAAGAGCAUCCACCAUGCACGGGUGCUAAUCCGUCAACGGCACAUCCGUGUGGGGAAGCAGAUAGUGAAUGUGCCGUCGUUUCUUGUGCGGCUCGACUCGCAGAAGCAUAUUGACUUUGCGCUGAACUCGCCCUUCGGGGGUGGGCGUCCGGGGCGGACGCGGCGCAAGAAGCUUGCAGCUAAGGCGGACGGGGACACGGCGGAGGAGGAGGAGGAGUAG